Molecule: messenger RNA, 724 nt
Organism: Tachysurus vachellii
Lineage: Eukaryota; Metazoa; Chordata; Actinopteri; Siluriformes; Bagridae
Gene: rec114
Product: REC114 meiotic recombination protein
Exons: 6
Coding region: 38-724 (228 amino acids)
Source: RefSeq, a predicted model, not a curated record
CCGAAGGUUUCAAGCUGAUCCUCAAUUCAUUUAAACAAUGUCGGAAGAAAAUACAACAAACAAGGCUUUAUGGAAGUUAAAACGUUAUGGGCGUUUUCUGCCAAAAGCUAAAAAUGUCGGGGGAAGCUCUUCAUGGAAGGUGUUCGAGUCCAAUGAAAGCAAAGGCACGUUGGAGCUGACGAUCCUGGAAUCUGGUCAUCUGCUUGUCUCACAGGCUCAGGAACUAUUGGAAGGCUUCUCUCUUCUCAACGCUCAGAGCUUUCUGAAGAUCCAGCAGAAAUCAGACAGCCUGCUUUUCUAUUUUACCCUGAAGGAAGAGAGUCGUAUGAUACGAGUACAGUUUGAGGGCAGCAGCAGGUCUGAAGCUGUAGAUUUAUGCAGGAAGGCAGUUGAGAGAUUGAAUGAAUAUCUGCCUGUAGGCACCCAGGAGCAGCCUGGGCCUUCAUCUGCAACUCACACCACUGGAAUCUCUAUCCAGCAACAGCAGACUCCUGUAGCGGCACCGCAGGAGAUCCGUGACGUUACCCAGGAGUCUCUGUCCAUUAAGCAGCUUUCUCAGUACUUCCUGGGUGAGAGUGGACUGUCCAUGCCAUUGGCAUAUCAUCAUUUCACUCUGCCACCGGGCGACACGGAGGCUCUGUUGCGCCUGUGUUUGCUCGACUCGGGCUUCCCUAGUUUCGUAGAAGAGGUGGAGAACAAGCUAAAAGCCUUGAUCCAAGAAUGA